CCGAGGAAAAGAGGAAAAGGGGAAAAAGAAAAGAAAAGAAAAAAAAAAAAAAAACACACAGAAUUGGAAUAUAUUUCUUAGAUUUCACACAUUGAUUCUUCAAAACGUGGUUCUCUUCGUGCUUUUUUUUUUCUACUUUCAUAUAUAAUUUUCAACAACUUUUUUUGUUUUUGUUUUUCUGUUCGUUUCAAUUUCACAGCCUUUGAUCACCAAUAUCCUCUCAAAGCCACACCCUUUCUGUGAUUUCUGAGGGACUCGAGGGUGUGAUUUGCGUGAAAGAUUCGAGAUUUUUUCUGGGUUUGAUUGGAGGAAUUGAGAAAAAAGUUGGAAGGGGUUCACACAAUCUCUGUGCUACAGAUGCCAGAUAACCGGCAAGUCCAGAGGAAUGCUACGCAUAAUCAAUCCGCUAAUAACAUUGAAGAUACACUAUGGCGGUUGAAAAUCAAUGAUAAUCAGGAGGGUGGUGGUGCUCAGUUGGCUCCCUAUCCGGAUCGACCUGGUGAACCUGACUGUCUAUAUUAUUUGAGGACUGGGUUGUGUGGUUAUGGAAUUAAUUGUCGUUAUAACCACCCGGCUUAUGUUUCACAGGGUGCUCCAUACAGUGGAGAACUCCCAGAAAGAGUUGGACAGCCUGACUGUGGGUAUUUUCUGAAGACAGGGACCUGUAAAUAUGGGUCAACAUGUAAAUAUCAUCAUCCAAGGGACAGGCAUGGUGCUGGACCAGUCUCAUUCAACAUUUUAGGUCUCCCCAUGCGUCAGGAAGAAAAAUCUUGUCCUUAUUACAUGCGAACUGGAUCAUGUAAGUUUGGAGUUGCAUGCAAGUUCCAUCAUCCACAGCCUGCACCAGUUGGAACUGUUCUACCAGUAGCUGGAAAUGGAGCUUUUGGAUCUAUGGGCUCAACAGUUGUGCCGUCAUCUGGUGUACCUUAUGUAGGUGGAGUUCCAGCGUGGUCGUUACCAAAAAUGUCAUAUGUAUCUGGUCCGCGCAUGCCAGGUCUGCAACCUUACAUGUCUGUUGUUCUUCCUCCUUCUCAAUGUGUUGUACCUGCACCAGGCUGGAACACUUACAUGGGAAACAUGAGCCCUCUGUCUCCUAACGGUUCUACCACUGUUCUGAAUUCCAACUAUAUAUACAACUCCAAGAAUUUAGGUGACUCAGGUUCUAGUGGGCAGAUGCAUUUGCUAUCUACAACUACAAAUCUUCCUGAGAGGCCCGAUCAACCUGAGUGCCGGUAUUUUAUGAACACUGGGACCUGCAAAUAUGGAUCUGAUUGCAAGUUCCAUCACCCGAAAGAAAGGUUUGCACAAUCAGUGGUAAACCAGCCUGGCCUUCCCUCGAGACCUGGGCAAGCUGUAUGUUCAUACUACAGUAUGUAUGGACUCUGCAAGUAUGGCCCAACUUGCAAAUUUGAUCACCCAGUUGUAGCUCAGCCUUAUAACUAUACUUUGAGCCUCCCUAAUCUAUCUAUGCUUGAUUCAUCUCUCUUCAAUUAUCCAAGAAGCUUGUCAGCAGCCCACUCAUCUGAGACUUCCCCUUCUAAAUCAUCAAAGUUUCCUGAUUGGGUCCAGAAACAUGAUGCUGCAAGAAACAAACAUGAUAAAUCAGAUACGAGGAUUUCAGAGGAUUCACCUGAACAGUCUGGUUCUUCACCACACUCUACUCCAACUUCAACAGAACCUUUACAUGAUCAAUCUGGUUGACAUCACUCCUCUCUAGCUCAUUUGUCACAUCCUUUUUUAUGCUUACAUCCAGGAGAUAUUUAUUACGUGUACCUCCUGCCCCCCCUUUUCACCUGCGGUUCUGCGGAUUGGGAUAGGAUUUUUAUGAUGACUGAAAGCUUGGGGGGCAUGGAAGGCAUUUUUUGUGGUGAAUAAAGUGCAGGUGAAAGUUUGUAAGAAAUCCAAACCCCAUCCCCCCACCCACCCAAAUUGUUGUUGUUUUUUUUUUUUUUUUUUUUUUUCGGAUGAUAUUCAUUUGGGUUGAUGAGAGUUUGCACUUUGCAGAAUGCUUGAUUUUGAUUGUUGUGUGAAAUUUUAGCAA
This is a messenger RNA of Corylus avellana, 2041 nucleotides long. RefSeq names its product Zinc finger C-x8-C-x5-C-x3-H type family protein. Lineage: Eukaryota; Viridiplantae; Streptophyta; Magnoliopsida; Fagales; Betulaceae. The record is from RefSeq and is a predicted model, not a curated record. Gene Ontology annotation, molecular function: mRNA binding; metal ion binding.